UUUAAAAAUAAUUUGAUAACCGAGCUCUUUCUUUGCACGUGAACUCGAUCUCUCUGUGUCUCCCAGUUGAUUUGUUGAAAAAGUGAACGUGUGCAGCUCUUAUAAGCUCUUUCAAACAUUGUGGGUGUUUCCCAUUGAAUGGUAGCAGGUGGUCGGCGCAGUUAACAAAUCCCAGCAAAUGAACAAGAAUUCCAUCUCCUUAGGUUUCUUAAUCUUGCUUCUCUUUUCUCUUUUGCAUAUUGUCUUGGUCGCUCCUUCGGAUGGUAUGCUGUAUGAUUCUUCUGCUUAUACUGAGUGUCAAGCGAGACCAGAGGCACCCUUAUACCAUGGAGGAGUCCUAAAAAAUCAAGCUUUGGUUCAGCCACGUGGCCGAAUCGCAACAACAAACAGUGCAUUAUAUACGCCAGCUCUCAUGCUACAUAAUCUCACGGGUGGCACAGUCUAUUGUUUCUCUAGUUGGGUGAAAAUCAAGGGAGCAGAUUCAAGUCUGAUAAGGGCAAGCUUAGCAGGUGAAGAUCUCCAUGAAUGUGUUGGGAGUGUCAUUGCGAAACGUGGUUGUUGGUCGUUUCUCAAGGGUGGAUUUGUUAUUUCUUCUUCUUCCAAUUUUUCCCUCCUUUAUUUCCACUAUCAGAAUGCAGAAGAAAAAGAUAUCAGUAUAGAGAUUGCUAGUGCUUCUUUACAGCCAUUCACUUCUCAGCAAUGGGAAAAAAAUAGGCAACUCAGAAUCAAUGCAGAAAGAAAACGGGUGGUUACUUUACAUGUAUCAGAUAAACAAGGAGAUAGAGUGGAAGGAGCACUAGUUCAAGUUCAGCAAAUCUCCAAAGAUUUCCCACUUGGAUCAGCAAUAGCAAGUACCGUUCUGGGAAAUCAACCAUAUCAGAAUUGGUUUGUAAAGAGAUUUAAUGCAGCAGUAUUUGAAAAUGAACUCAAGUGGAACGCAACAGAACAUGAACCAGGGAAGGUCAACUACACCAUACCAGAUCAAAUGCUGGAAUUUGUUAGAGCCAACCAAAUCAUCUCCAGAGGACACAACAUUUUUUGGGAAAAUCCAAAGUUUGCACCACCAUGGGUGCGAAACCUUUCCGAUCAUGAUCUAGAAUCCGCCAUCAACUUCCGGAUUCAAAGUCUGAUGAAGAAUUACAAAGAUGAAUUCAUAAACUGGGAUGUCAACAACGAAAUGCUUCAUUUCGAUUUCUACGAGCAACGGCUAGGCCCCAAUGCUAGUUUACGUUUAUUUGAGAUGGCACACCAAUCAGAUCCAUUAGCAACUUUAUUUAUGAAUGAAUUCAAUGUAGUAGAGACUUGUGCUGAUUACCACUCUACUGUUGAUGCUUACAUUUCCAGGCUAAGGGAGCUCAAACUUAAUGGAGUUUCAAUGGGUGGAAUUGGCCUACAAGGUCAUUUUACAAGACCCAACCCUCCUUUAAUAAGGGCAGUCCUAGACAAGUUGGCUACACUACACCUUCCAAUUUGGCUAACAGAAGUUGAUGUCAACAAAAAAUUUGAUAUGGAAACACAGGCUUUAUACCUUGAGGAAGUUUUAAGAGAAGGCUUUUCACAUCCUUCUGUAAAUGGUAUAAUGCUUUGGACUGCACAUCAUCCCAAUGGAUGUUAUCAAAUGUGUCUUACGGAUAACGAUUUUCAUAACCUUCCUGCUGGUGAUGUGGUGGACAAGCUCCUCAUGGAGUGGCAAACUGGGGAGAUUGAGGGACUAACUGAUGAGCGUGGUUCAUAUAGCUUUAAUGGUUUCCUUGGUGAAUACAAGGUUAGUGUAAAGUAUGGCAAUCAGACGGCUAGUUCAACAUUCUCUCUCAAUCGUGGUGGUGAAACUAGACAUUUUAGCAUCCAAUUGUAAUCCUAAAAAAUUCUCUGGCUUUUAGAUGAAACUUUUACAGCAGCUAGUUUCUAUGUGUGUCCAGAUAUAUACUUGUGAACAAUUUUUGUAAGCGAUUAGGUUCACCAUUUAAACUAAACUACGAUCGAUAUCUUGAAAUA
Messenger RNA from Ziziphus jujuba (common jujube), 1995 nucleotides. RefSeq names its product endo-1,4-beta-xylanase 5. Lineage: Eukaryota; Viridiplantae; Streptophyta; Magnoliopsida; Rosales; Rhamnaceae. The transcript has 8 exons. The record is from RefSeq and is a predicted model, not a curated record. Gene Ontology annotation, molecular function: hydrolase activity, hydrolyzing O-glycosyl compounds. Gene Ontology annotation, biological process: carbohydrate metabolic process. Bases 179 to 1855 code for a protein of 558 amino acids.